GCAAUGUAAUUGUAAACCACAUCGCUGACCACUUCUGUACCUCUCUAAUUCUCUCUCUUUCAAAAAGCAUCAGAAUCAAAGGAAGCAGAAAUCCCUUGUUUUUCACUUUUCAGGUCUUCGAAGACCCAAAAAUCGGGGUUUUCUAGUAACCUCAAAGAGUGGGGUCUACGAUUCUUAACCUGUACCCUCUUCCAUGGCUUCUUGAGAUCCCAUUCUCUCUCUCUAUUCCCAUGCCUUCAAGAUCACCCUCUUCCCCUUCUUCUUCUUUGCCUUCCAUGCUCUCUCACUCAUUGCAAUUGCACAAACCUACCCUUAACAGUGCCGCAUUUGCAAGAUAGUUCUCUCUGCGUAGAUCAGUUAUGAAGAUUUCGUGCUGGCUCUCACUGCUUUCGAUCUUUCUCUGCUUCUUCCCAUCUGGGUCUCUCUCAAUCGAUAAUAUUCACCAAGCAUUUCCUAUUAUAGAACCUGAUCCUGGUCAUACGAAACUUCGCCUUGCAAAGGAAGGGUUGGAGCUGAUUCAGAGAAUAAAGACUCCAAUUGCAGCUGUUGCGGUGAUUGGUCCAUAUCGCUCCGGCAAAUCUUUUCUGCUUAAUCAGCUUCUCUCCCUUUCAUGUUAUGAAGGUUUUGGUGUUGGGCAUAUGCGGGACACGAAAACUAAAGGGAUAUGGGUAUGGGGAACCCCACUAGAAGUAGAUAUUGAUGGAGUUAAAACAUCUGUCUUUUACCUCGAUACAGAAGGAUUUGAAAGUGUUGGGAAAUCAAACGUAUAUGAUGACCGGAUUUUUGCUCUGGCAACAGUAUUGAGUUCUGUGCUUAUCUAUAACCUGCCUGAGACGAUCCGUGAAGCAGACAUAUCUCGGUUGUCAUUUGCUGUUGAGCUUGCUGAAGAAUUCUAUGGAAGGUAUGCAAUUCUGACAUGGUCAUUGCACUCCUUGUUUACAUUUUUCUUGUUUCAUGUUUUUGUCUUCAACUAUCAUGUGGUGGACAGAGUGAAGGGACAAGAUGUUGCCUUUGAACCUGCAAAACUCUUGUGGCUUAUCCAGCGUGAUUUCCUACAGGGGAAAUCCGUGAAAGAAAUGGUAGAUCAAGCUCUUCAACAUGUCCCUAAUUAUGAUGGGAACAAGAAUGUUGACCAGGUUAACCAGAUCAGGGAUUCUUUGGCUAUCAUGGGCGAUAACAGCACAGCAUUUAGCUUACCACAACCUCAUCUCCAGCGUACAAAACUUUGUGACAUGAAGGAUGACGAUCUUGACCCAGGUUACGUGAAGAAGCGAGAGCAAUUGAAACAACUUGUUGCUUCUAUCAUCCGUCCAAAGAUUGUGCAGGGUAAACAUCUAAACGGGAAGGAGUUUGUAUCUUUUUUGGAGCAGAUUCUUGAAGCCUUGAAUAAAGGAGAAAUUCCAUCAACAGGCUCUCUUGUGGAGGUUUUCAAUAAGGGUAUUCUGGAGCGGUGUCUGAAACUAUACAGUGAUGGGAUGGCUAAAUUGGGUUUACCUCUCUCAGAGCAGUCUGUACAGAAAACCCAUGAUGACUCUAGAGAAGGAGCCAUGAAAGCUUUUGAGGAACAACAUUUUGGCCGUCACCAUGCGAAAAAAUCAGUUGAAAAAUUAGAGGAAGAAAUUAGAAAGGCAUAUAAGAACUACAUUUUGGCAAAUGAAUAUCAAUCUUCAAAGUUGUGUGAGGCACUGUAUACUAGAUGUGAGGACCAAAUGGACCAACUCCAAGUCCUCAGGCUUCCUUCCUUGGCAAAAUUUAAUGCAGGAUUCCUCCAAUGCAACCAAAGUUUUGAGAGGGAGUGUGUUGGACCUUCUAAGACGAUUUAUGAGCAUCGGAUGAUGAAGAUGAUGGGAAAGUCAAAAUCUCUGUUUAUCAAAGAAUACAACCACAGGCUCUUUAAUUGGUUGGUGGCCUUCUCCCUUGCCAUGGUGGUAGUGGGUCGAUUUAUCAUAAAGUUUAUUUUGGUUGAAAUUGGGGCGUGGAUACUUUUUAUCUUCUUAGAGACAUACACAAGGAUGUUUUGGUCACCAGAGGCUCUAUAUUACAACCCGGUUUGGCAUUUUAUUGUGGCGACCUGGGAAACAGUUGUUUACAGCCCUAUCCUUGAUUUGGACAGAUGGGCCAUUCCAGUUGGCGUGAUUGCAGCGGCAUUGUUGCUCUACUGGCGGUGUUGCGGGAAGAGGAAACAUGGGCCCAAUUGGAUUUUGCCUCUGUAUAACAAUCAGAAAGAUCGGCGGAGAUCAGAAUAGAUGAAUAUUGACGGCCUUAGGCAAUUGUUGUAGUCAUGCUCUUUGAUCUACUUCGGUGAGCUUUAUCUUUUAGCAACACAAAGCACACCAGGGCUAAAGGAUUUUUGGUUCUCAAUACUGUGAAGGAAGAAUUAGAUGGUUGGCAGCUCCACUACUGUUUGUAACUGUAGCGAUUCCGUGAUUUGUGUCAGUAUUAUCAUCUGUCAGUAUCAUCAUCUGUUACAUUAUUGGAUGUGUAUUACUUUAAAGUUUAUAUUAAUUGAAUCUUACAGUUAAUUGACAUUUUAUGUUGGCUCUUUCUUCACUUUGUGAUUAUCCGAGUAUAAUGGUUGAACAGGUGGUUGUUCCUCAGCUGGUUCGUGUUUGAUUGUUUAAUUGAGGUUUACUUCUGAACUCUGAACGGGUUAAGCGGGUUAAGCGUUUAUUCAAUUAAGUGUAUUUGAUAACACAAUUUAAAUAUAAUUGAAAACGUUAAGCAUCACUUAAAAUGAAGUAAUAUUUUAAGUGACCGAGACACCACUUGUCAUUGAAUGUUGAAAAUUUAAAAAAAUAUUUGUUUUUUAGUUAUCAAUACUUAAACUUGGCUCUUAAAAUUUUUAGUACUUAAUUUCAGUAUUAUCAAAUAACAUCAAAGUCAAAAUCAAAAGGUACUAUGAAUGUGAGACAAAAAAAAAAAAAAAAAAAAUAA
This is a messenger RNA of Cornus florida, 2934 nucleotides long. RefSeq lists its product as uncharacterized. Bases 360 to 2246 code for a protein of 628 amino acids. The record is from RefSeq and is a predicted model, not a curated record. NCBI's taxonomy places the organism in Eukaryota, Viridiplantae, Streptophyta, Magnoliopsida, Cornales, Cornaceae. The transcript is spliced from 17 exons. Gene Ontology annotation, molecular function: GTPase activity; GTP binding.